AUGAAAGUCAUUGCUUGCAAAUAUACACUUCCUGAUUUCAGAAACGUUGGAGUUCGUUUUUAUUUCUGCCAGUUCUUCGAGGUGCGUCAAAAACUGGGCACCCUGGCUUUUACUGAGGCCAGCGAGGCCUCUGAUGAGGAAACGAAGGCAGAAAAAGAAGCAGUACCACCAGAGGAAAAAAACGAGGAAAAGGAUGCCUGGGGUGGUCCAAAGGCUCAAGGCAGUCUCUUUGACCGCAUGUGGGAGCUUAAGAAGAAGGCUGAAGAAAAGAGAGAAACGGAGCGCGACAAGAAAUUGAAGGAAGAAGCAAUUAUCUUGGAGAGCGUUGCCGAGAAGACGGCACUCAAGGGCGUUGGAGAGAUUGCUAUGGGCAUCCAGUAUGAGAAACCAAUCGAAACUGGUUGGAAACCAGCACCCUGGAUAACAGAACAGACAGAGGAAAAAUCUGACGCCAUCCGUAGGAAGUAUCACAUCCUUGUUGAUGGUGAAUCAGUACCGCCGCCUAUUCGCUCCUUUCGUGAGAUGUUGCUGCCGCGAGUGGUCGUGGAGGACUUGCGUUCUCGCAAUAUCAUAAACCCUACACCUAUCCAGAUGCAGGGUCUACCCGCAGUGCUCUCGGGUCGUGACAUGAUCGGCAUUGCUUUCACCGGAUCUGGCAAAACUAUGGUCUUUGCUCUGCCCAUUAUCAUGUUCGCUAUGGAUCAGGAGCAGAAGCUUCCCUUUAUUCCCAGCGAAGGUCCCUAUGGUCUCAUUUUGGGUCCUUCGGUGAGUAUUGUUCACGCCUUUUGCUUGCUUUGCGUACUAGCCUUCGUUAGACACCCCUGUCUGUUGCACUUAGAGGUCAAUCUAGGGCCCUUGCAUACAGUCGCAUACCGACUGGCUAUAACACAGAAUAGCCACCAUCAAAGACAAGGAAAACUGAGAUGA
Messenger RNA from Dibothriocephalus latus, 927 nucleotides. NCBI's taxonomy places the organism in Eukaryota, Metazoa, Platyhelminthes, Cestoda, Diphyllobothriidea, Diphyllobothriidae. The record is from the annotation of a GenBank genome assembly.